AUGGCUGUUUGGCAGUGUCGGACAGACGAUAAUCCUUGGGAUUUAGAUGCACAGCAUCAAGAAUGGACCUCAUACUCUUCGGAAGAGAAUGUUUCGAUAGAACAAGCCUAUAUGUCCCGUACAGCACAGAAAAUUUUUAUUCGGAACGGACAUUACUGUAUUGACAUUGCGAAAUGUAUUCAGUAUGUGGAACAGUAUCCUGAUGUACAACGUCCAAUUCGUCGUUUAUACGGUGAACACAUUUCAAUGCAAAUUCAUCAACGUCGUCUUUUUGAUAAUAACGAUACAUAUUUUCACCCGUUUGCGACAAACAGAAACAGUGAUCAUCUUAUGAUAGAAGAGUGGAAGAAGCACUUCGCUGAAAAACGACCGAAUUAUACAAAAGGAGACGUUGUUGACGCAGCUAUUGCUGGUAUUCGCUUGGAAGGAUAUCGGUUAAAUAAAUCGACAGAAGCCUCAACGAUAUGCCAAGCAUUCCAAGCGUGUCGAAAUAGCUCAAAGCCACAUGAAAUCGAAAAGUGUGCAGUUCACUGCUAUACAAGAACGGAGUUUCUAUUCAAACUGGUGAAUGAAGCAUUGCGAGAAUUCGAUCGACGGAAAUAUCGAGAUACACUGGGUCCGUACUGUUUUCUGCUCAGAAAAUACAUUUAUCUACGAGCACAUCAAGGACGUUCUUAUCGAGGUAUCCUUUAUCGAGGUGCUUGGCUACAUCCUCGUAUGAUUGGUCGCUACAGAAAAGAAAUGGAAAAAAAUCACAGAGAUGGAUUGUUAAUGUGGCUUGGUUUUACAUCAACAUCGAAAAAGCGUCAAGUAGCUGAUAUGUUUGAGGGUAACACAUUGUUUAUAAUCGAUAUGGGUCCAAAUCCUUAUUACACCAGUCAAGGGACCGAUAUCAGUGACAUCUCAAUGAUGCCACAUGAAAAAGAAGUACUUUUACCAUCGGGUUUUGAAUUCACAUGCACAAAUAUCGAAACAAUAGAAGGCACCGAUGAGCGUAAGGCUGGUGGAGAAAGAGUGGAUAAGCCUUAUCGACAUUUUAUCGUUCACCUCCUUGCGCGUCAAGUAGUCAGUUGUGGCAAUGACGAAGAAAGUGACGAUUGUGCUGCAUCUUCAAGCAUAGAACUCUCAUCUUGA
Adineta ricciae is the source of this 1134-nucleotide messenger RNA. The record is from the annotation of a GenBank genome assembly. NCBI's taxonomy places the organism in Eukaryota, Metazoa, Rotifera, Eurotatoria, Adinetida, Adinetidae.